GCAGCCGGGGCCGCCCUCCCGCACCCGCGGCGCCGGCCCGGCUAACAAAGGGGGCGCGGGGCCGGGGCGGAGCCGCCGCGGGCCGGGAGGGGCGGAGGAGGAGGAGGAGGAGGAGGGACGGCAGCGGCUGGCACAGAAAGUUGUGGGUCCGCCAGCGCAGCACAGCGCCGCGGGAGCCGCCGCCGCCGGGGGACGGGGCGCGGGGAGGAGCCGAGCCGAGCCGAGCCGAGCCGUGGGGAAGCGGGACCGCCUCCCGCCGCCGUGUCCGAGGGGUGCUGGUGCUGAGCCGGGACCCCCCCCGCCCGUGAGAGCCCUCUCCCGACGGAUUUAGGCUGCGCCCGUGGCGGACCCCGGCCCGCGAGCAUGGCCCGCGUCUCCGAUCCGGAGGAAGGACCCGGCGGGGGACACAGCGAGUUCAGCGAUAUCAUUAAGUCCAGAUCAGAUGAACAUAAUGAUGUACAGAAAAAGACCUUUACAAAAUGGAUAAAUGCUCGUUUCUCAAAGAGUGGGAAGCCCCCAGUUAAAGACAUGUUCACAGAUCUGAAAGAUGGGAGGAAGCUUUUGGACCUUCUGGAGGGUCUGACAGGGAAACCUCUGCCUAAAGAACGGGGCUCUACACGAGUACAUGCCUUAAAUAAUGUCAACCGGGUACUACAAGUCUUGCAUCAGAACAAUGUGGAGUUGGUGAAUAUUGGAGGAACUGACAUCGUCGAUGGAAAUCACAAGCUGACCCUAGGGCUGCUCUGGAGCAUUAUCUUGCACUGGCAGGUGAAGGAUGUAAUGAAGAACAUAAUGUCAGACUUGCAGCAGACCAACAGUGAGAAGAUCCUGCUGAGCUGGGUUCGGCAGUCCACGAGACCUUACAGUCAGGUCAACGUUCUGAACUUCACCACAAGCUGGGCAGAUGGACUCGCCUUUAAUGCUGUCAUCCACAGGCACAAACCUGAGCUUUUCAGCUGGGAUAAAGUUACAAAGAUGUCCCCAGUUGAGAGACUGGAACAUGCUUUCAGCAUAGCCAAGAACCACUUGGGAAUUGAGAAACUGUUGGAUCCUGAAGAUGUUGCUGUACAGCUUCCAGACAAAAAGUCUAUUAUUAUGUACUUAACCUCUUUGUUUGAGGUCCUUCCUAAGCAAGUCACUAUGGAAGACAUCCGGGAAGUGGAGACCCUUCCAAGAAGAUACAAACAGGAAUGUGAAGAUGGAGAAUUCAACAUGCAGCAGGCUGUAGCACUUGAAGAGGAGCAGGGCAGUUCUAGAGCAGACACUCCCAGCACGGUGACAGAGGUGGACAUGGACUUGGAUAGCUACCAAGUUGCUCUGGAAGAAGUCCUUACUUGGUUGCUGUCAGCUGAGGAUGCAUUUCGGGAACAGGAAGAAAUAUCUAGUGAUGUCGAGGAAGUCAAAGAGCAAUUUUCCACGCAUGAAAGUUUUAUGAUGGAACUGACUGCGCACCAGAGCAGUGUGGGCAGCGUUCUGCAGGCUGGAAAUCAACUGGUGGCCCAGGGAAAUCUGUCACCCGAAGAGGAGUUUGAGAUCCAGGAGCAAAUGCUGCUGCUGAACUCCCGCUGGGAGGAGCUCAGGGUGGAAAGCAUGGACAGGCAAUCCCGCCUGCAUGACAUGCUGAUGGAGCUCCAGAAGCAGCAGUUGCAGCAGCUGUCCGACUGGCUGACAGUCACAGAAGAACGCAUUCAGAAGAUGGAAUCUCAGCUCUUAGCGGAAGAUUUGGAGUCCCUUCAAAAACAGCUGGAAGAACAUAAAAGCCUGCAGAGUGACCUAGAGACAGAACAGGUGAAGGUAAACUCUCUAACGCACAUGGUUGUCAUUGUCGAUGAAAGCAGUGGGGAAAGUGCAACAGCUCUUCUGGAGGAACAAUUGCAGAGGCUCGGUGAGCGGUGGACAGCAGUUUGUCGUUGGACUGAGGAACGACGAGUCAAGUUGCAAGAAAUUCAGCUUUUGUGGCAGGAGCUGCUGGAAGAGCAGUGCUUAUUGAAAGCUUGGUUAACUGAGAAAGAAGAGGCUUUGAGUAAGGUCCAGACAAGCAACUUCAAGGAUCAAACAGACUUGAGUGUGAAUGUUCGAAAACUAGCAAUUUUGAAAGAGGACAUGGGUAUGAAACGGCAAACACUAGACCAGCUGAAUGAGCUAGGUCAGGAUGUGGCCCAGAUCCUUGGGAAUGGGAGAGCAUCUGCUAAAAUCGAUCAGGAUCAAGAAGAACUAACUCAGAGGUGGGACAGUUUGGUGCAGAAGCUAGAGGAUUACUCUAACCAGGUAACUCAAGCUGUAGGAAGCGUAGGGAUGUCACAGGUUUCACAGAAGACUGCUGCUGAAACACCACCAUUGAAGGAACAGGUAGCGGUUAAACAAUCCAGGCAGGAGUUGCCCCCACCGCCACCCCCAAAGAAAAGGCAAAUCCCAGGGGACAGUGAAGCAAAGAAGAAGUUUGAGGCUGAAAGUGCUGAGCUCCUGAACUGGAUUUCAAAAUCAAAAUCUGCCAUUCAGGCCACAGACAUCAAAGAGUACAAGAAGAUGAGAGAGACUUCAAACAUGAAAGAAAAGUUGAAGGUGAUUGAAAAAGAAAGGGUUGAAAAAAGCCAAAAGUUAGAUGAACUGAAACGAAGUGGACACAUUCUUUUGGAUCAAAUGGGAAAGGAGGGACUUUCUACAGUGGAUAUAAAAAGUGUGGUAGAGAAAAUAUUGUCUGGAUGGAAAGAUGUGGUUCAACAUCUGGAAGAAACGGCCAGAAAGAUAAAGUACCAGGAAGAUAUAAAUGCUUAUUUUAAGGAAAUAAGUGAGCUUGAAAAGACUCUAAUUGAGAAGGAUGGAUGGCUUAAAAAUGAUGCUACUUCAGCAUCCCAGCCCUCAGCAGUCCGGAAAGACUUAUGUGAGCGGGAGUUAACUCAUCUUGUAAGCCUGAGUCCACGGCUGGAACACCUGAAAGCCACCUGCAAGGCACUCACCUCUCAACCCAUGCCUCCAGACUUCAUUCAGGAGAGCUUGAAUGGUUUUCUUGAUCACUUCAAGCUGACUCGUCAGAAACUAGAGGAAUGUCACCAGCAGCUGAAGAAAGAGACAGAAAGCCAGCCGAGCCAGGACUACGUGGACUCCCUGCGGCGGCUGAAGGACGUGCUGAGCGAGCUGGAGUGCAAGCAGCUGUCCAUCGCCAGCGGGCUGAGUGACCCCGGUAAAGUUGAGAAGGCCCUGCAGCAGGCAAAGACUGUUUAUGAGACACUGGAAGCCCAAAAACCCAGGCUGGAUAAACUUGCUGAAGAAACAAAGGCUUUGGAGAAACAUGCUUCUUUGGAUAUAAAAAAUGUCUACACGCAAGAGUUCAAGCAUGUGCAGGGACACUGGGACAAGUUAAAGCUCAAGAUUUCCAAAGAUGUUAAACUAUUGGAGGAAAUUACAUCCAAGCUGAGAAUAUUUGAGGCUGAUUCAAAAGUUGUUCAGAAGUGGAUGGAUGGUGUGAAAGACUUCUUAAUGACAGAAAAAGCUGUUCAAGGAGAUACCGAAGGACUUCAAAGACACCUUGACCAGUGCACGAUAUUUGUCAAUGAAAUGGAGACAAUUGAACCAUCACUGAAAGAGAUGAAAGAAGUAGAGUCUGCUUUAAGAGCUCAGCCUAUUGCAAGCAUAAAUACUUGGGCAAAGUCUAGGCUAGUGGACUGCCAGACACAGUGGGAGAAACUGAGCAAACAGAUCGUUAGUCAGAAAAAUCGCCUGUCUGAAAGUCAGGAAAAAGCUGUAAAUCUGAAGAAGGAUUUGGCAGAGAUGCAAGAAUGGAUGACCCAAGCUGAAGAAGAAUAUUUGGAGAAAGAUUUUGAAUACAAGUCUCCUGAAGAGCUAGAGAAUGCGGUGGAGGAAAUGAAGAGAGCGAAGGAAGAUGUGUUGCAGAAGGAGGUGCGGGUGAAGAUUCUCAAAGACAACAUCAAGAUGUUGGCUGCCAAAGUGCCGUCUAGCGGUCAGGACCUGGCAACUGAGCUGAACGUUGUGCUGGAGAACUACCAGCUACUGUGCAAUCGGAUCCGGGGGAAAUGCCACACUUUGGAGGAGGUGUGGUCCUGUUGGAUUGAGCUGCUUCAGUAUCUUGAUUUAGAAACAGCUUGGCUAAACAAUCUGGAAGAAAGGGUGCAAGUGACAGAAAAUCUGCCUGAUAAGUUGGGUGCUGUCAAUGAUGCUCUUGAGUCCCUGGAAUCAGUCCUGCGUCAUCCAGCUGAUAAUCGAACCCAGAUUCGGGAACUUGGGCAGACACUAAUCGACGGAGGGAUUCUUGAUGAUAUCAUCAGUGAAAAAUUGGAGGCUUUCAAUGCCCGCUAUGAGGAACUGAGUCACUUGGCAGUAAGCCGUCAGAUUGCCUUGGAACAACAGCUUCAGACCAUGCGAGAAACCGACCACAUGUUGCAGGUCUUGCAGGAAAACUUAGUGGAGCUGGAUAGACAGCUGACAUCUUACCUGACUGAUAGAGUAGAUGCCUUUCAGAUGCCCCAGGAGGCCCAGAAAAUUCAAGCUGAGAUUGCAGCUCAUGAAUCCACCUUAGAGGAGCUCAAGAAAAGUGCUCGCUCUUUCCCUCCUGCUUCUCCUGAAUGCAGGUCUCCCCGUGGUGGAACUCAGCUGGAUGCUUUGCAGAGAAAACUCCGUGAAGUAUCUACGAAGUAUCAGCUUUUCCAGAAACCAGCCAAUUUUGAGCAGCGCAUGUUGGAUUGCAAGAGGGUGUUGGAUGGUGUAAAAGCAGAACUUCAUGUCUUGGAUGUGAAAGAUACUGACCCAGAUGUAAUCCAAGCUCACCUGGACAGGUGCAUGAAACUCUAUAAGACCCUCAGUGAGGUGAAAUUGGAGGUUGAAACUGUCAUCAAGACAGGAAGGCAGAUUGUACAGAAACAACAGACAGAUAAUCCUAAAGGGAUGGAUGAACAACUGACAGCAUUGAAAUUUCUUUAUAAUGACUUGGGGGCGCAGGUGACAGAAGGAAAACAAGACCUCGAAAGAGCGUCCCAGCUGGCACGCAAAAUGAAGAAAGAGGCUGCUUCUUUGUCAGAGUGGCUAGCUACCACUGAGGCUGAGCUUGUGCAGAAGUCCACUUCAGAGAGCUUGCUUUCUGAUCUAGAUUCAGAAAUUGCCUGGGCCAAAAAUGUGCUGAGAGAGCUGGAGAGGAGGAAAGCUGACCUGAAGAGCAUCACAGAAAGCUGCACUGCACUCCAGGCUCUGGUGGAAGGGAGUGAGACUUCCCUGGAGGAGAAGCUGUGUGUCCUUAAUGCUGGCUGGAGCAGAGUUCGAACCUGGACUGAGGACUGGUGUGACACCUUGUUGAAUCAUCAGAGCCAGCUGGAAAUAUUUGAUGAAAAUGUUGCCCACAUAAGUACUUGGUUGUAUCAGGCUGAAGCCUUGCUGGAUGAGAUUGAGAAAAAGCCAGCAAGCAAAAAGGAGGAGACUGUGAAGCGCUUAACAUGUGAAUUAGAUGAUGUUAGUCUUCGAGUGGAUAAUGUGCGUGAUCAGGCUAUCAUCCUAAUGAAUGGUCGGGGGGUGUCAUGCCGUGAGCUUGUUGAACCCAAACUGGCAGAACUGAACCGUAACUUUGAGAAGGUCUCUCAGCACAUCAAAAGUGCCAAGAUGCUUGUUGGACAAGAACGACUUCCUGUUGUGUCAGACCCCCGCGAAGUCAGAGUAGCUUUUCCAGACCUGGAAAAGUUUGAGUGUGAUAUACAAAAUAUGUUAAAAGUUGUGGAAAAGCAUCUAGAGUUGAGUGGGGAAGAUGACAAGCUGGAUCAGGAAAGAGCUCAGAUUGAAGAAGUCUUACAGAGAGGAGGGCAGUUGUUACAGCAUCCUAUGGAGGAACAUAAGAGAGAGAAGAUCCGCAUACAGCUGUUGCUUCUGCAGAAAAAGUACAACAGUGUUCAGGAGUGCAGGUCAUUGCAAAGGAGGCAGGUGGUAGAACUCUCUCCAGUGUUUUCCCAGUAUAAGAAGGAACAUGACAGUCUAAUGAAGUGGCUGGAUGAGGCUGAGCACCGUCUGUCAGGGCUGCAAGGUGUGGAGGAUGAACAAAAACUACAGGCAAUCCCUGUCCAGCAGAGGUUAAAAGGCCACUUUGCCACAGGAGUAAGGAGCUUGCCUUUUUCAGCUGAAUACUUGGUUGAAAUCAACAAAGUCUUGCUGGCCAUGGCUGAUGUUGAACUGCUGCUGAAUGCACCAGAGCUAAAUACUGGCAUCUAUGAGGACUUUUCAAUGCAGGAGGAUGCGCUGAAGAACAUUAAAGAUAUUUUGGAUAAACUUGGGGAUCAAAUCGCAGUCAUACACGAGAAGCAGCCUGAUGUUAUAUUAGAAGCUUCUGGACCUGAGGCGAUACAAAUAGGAGAUGCACUAACCCAGUUGAAUGCGGAAUGGGAUAGAAUUAAUAGAAUGUACAAUGAUCGUAAGUGUUGCUUUGAUAGAGCGAUUGAGGUGUGGAGGCAGUUCCACUGUGAUCUCAAUGACCUCUCCCACUGGAUAACAGAAGCUGAAGUGUUAUUAGCAGAUGCCCGUGGUCCAGAUGGCAGCCUGGAGCUGCAGACAGCUGGGCUGCAUCAGCAGGAACUUGAAGAGGGAGUCAGCAGCCAUCAGAGCAGUGUUUCAGCGUUGAACAGAACCGGGGAAGGGAUCGUACAGAAACUGUCUGCUACAGAUGGGAGCUUCCUGCAGGAGAAGCUGGUGGGGUUGAAUAAACGCUGGAAAGCAAUCACUGUGGAGGUCAUGGAUAGACAACAGAGGCUAAAAGGAGAGGAUCAGCAGCUGAUAGAAUACAGAAGGAAGCUUGAUGAACUGCGUUGCUGGCUGGAAAAUGUAGAAAAUGCUCUGGACACAAGAUUUACAUUCAACCAUGAAGAAAACUUGCGGGAGUUACAGGUCUUCAGUGAAGAGAUGGAAGUACAGGGAGACAAACUGGAAUGGCUAAACAGAACUGAACCUGAAGUGCUUUUGGAUAAAAAUGUUGAUCUUCAGGAAAAGGACAAACUUUCUGAUUGCCUGCAGUCCCUCAAUGUGAGGUGGAAUAAGGUGUUCAGAGAAGUGCCUGACAGAGUGCGAGAAUUGGAGGCAUUUGUUGGGCAGUCUUGUCUUGUUACACAGAUAAAGCCUUCUGAUGUCCAAAAGGUGGUGCUAGUAUCUUCUUCAUUGGAAAUUCCUCGUCAGAGUCAGCAGGCUUUAGAACUUUCUGCACCUGCUGAUCUGGAUAAAACUACAACUGAGCUGGCUGACUGGUUGGUAUUGAUUGACCAGAUGCUCAAGUCAAACAUAGUCACCGUGGGAAAUACUGAAGAGAUCAAUCGGACUAUUGCACGAAUGAAAGUAACAAAGGCAGAUUUGGACCAGAGGCACCCUCAGCUCGAUUCUGUUUUUACAUUGGCUCAGAAUUUGAAAAACAAAACUUCCAGUUCAGACAUUAGGACAGUGAUCACAGAAAAGUUGGAGAAGGUGAAGAACCAGUGGGACAAUACCCAGCAUGGUGUGGAGGUGCGGCAGCAGCAGCUGAAAUACAUGCUGACAGACAGCAUGCAGUGGGAUGAGCAAAGGCAAGAAAUGGAACACCUCAUGGAGCAGUGUGAGAUCCGCCUGCGUUUCCUCCUGCAGGCCCCGAAAGAGGUGCUUGCCAAACAGAUUUCAGACAACAAACUGUUAGUACAGGAUUUGCAUAGAGGUGACAUCACGGUAGCUGCAUUCAAUGAUCUUUCUAAUAAACUUCUUCGAGAGUAUCGUGAUGAUGACACAAGGAGGGUGAAGGAAACCACUGACCAAAUGAACACUUGUUGGGUUAAUCUGAACCAAAGAGCUGUUGAUAGGCAGAAUUUCUUGGAGACAGAGCUGAAGACAGUACAGGCCUCACACAAGGAUCUGGAGAGCUUCCUCAAGUGGCUUCAAGAGGCAGAGACAACGGUUAAUGUUCUAGCAGAUGCAUCCCAGCGUGAGAACACUGCUCAGGACAGUGCCUGCAUAAGGGAACUCAGAAGGCAGAUGCAGGACAUCCAAGCUGAGAUUGAUGCCCACAAUGACAUCUUCAAAAGCAUUGAUGGGAACAGGCAGAAGAUGGUGAAAGCCUUGGGAAACUCUGAGGAAGCUGCCCUGCUCCAGCACCGGCUUGAUGACAUGAACCAGCGCUGGAAUGACCUGAAAGCAAAGUCUGCUAACAUCCGGACUCACUUGGAGGCCAGUGCCGAGAAAUGGAACAGAUUGCUGACAUCCUUGGAAGAGUUAAUCAAAUGGCUGAAUGCAAAAGAUGAAGAACUAAAAAAACAAAUGCCCAUUGGAGGGGAUGUUCCAACCUUACAGCAACAGUAUGACCACUGCAAAGCACUGAGGCGUGAACUGAAGGAUAAAGAGCAAACCAUUCUCAAUGCUGUGGACCAGGCACGAGUUUUCCUUGCCGACCAACCAAUUGAGGGGCCCGAGGAACCUAGAAGGAGCUUGCAUUCAAAAACAGAGUUGACCCCUGAGGAGAAAGCCAUGAGGAUUGCCAAAGCUAUGCGGAAGCAGUCAUCAGAGGUAAAAGAGAAAUGGGAGAACCUAAAUGCCAGUGCCAGUAUCUGGCAGAAGCAAGUGGACAAAGCAUUAGAGAAACUGAAAGAUUUGCAGUGUGCCAUGGAUGACCUUGAUGCUGACUUGAAGGAGGCUGAAAACGUGAGGAAUGGAUGGAAGCCUGUGGGAGACUUGCUCAUAGAUUCAUUGCCGGAUCAAAUUGAGAAAACUACAGCUUUUAGAGAAGAAAUUGCUCCCAUCAACUUGAAGGUUAAAACAGUGAAUGAUUUGUCCAGUCAGCUGUCUCCACUUGAUCUUUAUCCAUCAUUAAAGAUGUCUCGUCAACUGGAUGAUCUUAACAUGCGGUGGAAACUUUUACAGGUGUCUGUAGAGGAUCGCCUUAAACAGUUACAGGAGGCACACCGAGAUUUUGGGCCUGCAUCACAGCACUUUCUUUCCACCUCAGUACAGUUUCCAUGGCAGAGAUCUGUUUCACAUAACAAAGUGCCCUAUUAUAUCAAUCAUGAGACACAGACCACCUGUUGGGAUCAUCCUAAAAUGACUGAUCUCUUCCAGUCCUUAGCUGACUUGAACAACGUACGCUUCUCUGCCUACCGUACAGCCAUCAAAAUCCGAAGACUGCAGAAAGCACUGUGUUUGGACCUGUUGGACCUGAACGUAACAAGUGAAGUUUUCAAACAGCACAAGAUGAGUCAAAAUGACCAGCUGAUUGGUGUCCAGGACGUGAUCAGCUGUCUCACUACCAUCUACAGUGGACUUGAAGAGAAACACAAAGAUAUGGUGAACGUUCCUCUCUGUGUAGACAUGUGUCUUAACUGGCUACUCAAUGUAUAUGAUAGCGGCCGAACUGGAAAAAUCCGAGUGCAGUCCCUGAAAAUUGGCUUGAUGUCUCUUUCAAAGGGCCUUUUGGAAGAGAAGUACAGAUAUCUCUUCAAGGAAGUGGCAGGCCCCACAGAAAUGUGCGACCAGAGGCAGCUGGGCCUGCUGCUUCAUGACGCUAUCCAGAUCCCGCGGCAGCUUGGGGAAGUGGCAGCCUUUGGUGGCAGCAACAUUGAACCCAGCGUGCGCAGCUGCUUCCAACAGAACCACAAUAAGCCAGAAAUAACUGUAAAGGAGUUUAUAGAUUGGAUGCGCUUAGAACCACAGUCUAUGGUAUGGCUACCAGUUCUACACCGUGUGGCAGCUGCAGAAACAGCAAAACAUCAGGCCAAGUGCAACAUCUGUAAAGAGUGUCCAAUUGUUGGCUUUAGGUACCGGAGCUUAAAACAUUUCAACUAUGAUGUCUGUCAGAGCUGUUUCUUUUCCGGCCGUACAGCAAAGGGGCAUAAAUUGCAUUACCCAAUGGUGGAGUAUUGUAUACCUACAACAUCUGGGGAAGAUGUACGGGACUUCACGAAGGUGCUCAAGAAUAAAUUCCGAUCAAAGAAGUAUUUUGCAAAGCAUCCCCGACUUGGCUACCUACCUGUGCAAACAGUAUUGGAGGGUGACAACCUGGAGACUCCUAUCACUCUCAUCAGUAUGUGGCCAGAGCAAUAUGAUCCUUCCCAGUCUCCACAGCUGUUUCAUGAUGACACACACUCCAGGAUAGAGCAGUAUGCUACUAGGCUCGCACAGAUGGAAAGGACCAAUGGCUCCUUCCUCACAGACAGUAGCUCCACCACAGGAAGUGUAGAGGAUGAGCAUGCCCUUAUCCAGCAGUAUUGUCAGACGCUGGGCGGAGAGUCGCCUGUGAGUCAGCCACAGAGUCCUGCUGAGAUACUGAAGUCUGUGGAAAAGGAAGAGCGAGGAGAGUUGGAGCGCAUCAUUGCUGACCUCGAGGAAGAGCAAAGGAGUCUGCAGAUAGAAUAUGAGCAACUAAAGGAGCAACAUCUUCGGAGAGGAAUAAACCCUCUUGCAUCACCUCCUGACUCCAUUGUGUCACCUCAGCAUGCUUCUGAAGAUGCCGAGCUCAUUGCUGAAGCUAAACUCCUGAGGCAACACAAAGGUCGCCUGGAAGCAAGGAUGCAAAUACUGGAGGAUCACAAUAAACAAUUGGAGUCGCAGCUUCACCGGCUACGGCAGCUACUUGAGCAGCCUGAGUCAGACGCCCGGGUUAAUGGCGCCUCCCCCUGUGCUUCACCCCAGCACUCUGCCCUCGGCUACCCACUUGAGCAAGAGACAAGCUCACAGUUUCAUCAGACAGAUGACUUGUUAGUUCCACCUCAUGAUACCAACACAGAUCUAACAGAUGUUAUGGAGCAAAUCAACAGCACAUUUCCAGCUUGCUGCUCAAGUUUCACUGGCAGACCACAGGCAAUGUGAAGCGUUCAUUUGGACAUUGACCAGUGCUUCCUGAUGUGCAGUACAGCCCUUUUCUACAAACCACCAGUCGCGAGUUCCACUUCAUCAGAAGGCUGCAUGGGACCCUGGAACAUGCUGUUUGCUCUGACUGCGUGUUCUACUUGAAAUAGUAAAACACUGAAUACCCAAAGACGAGGAUGUUGUUUUUAUAGUAUUGGGGUUUUUUUUUUUCUUCUUCUUCCCUUUCUAUGCAACUGUAAAUUAAUGAGCAGUGGAGUAUUUGUCACUGAUUUGUAUAAAUAUACAGCCGCGGGAAAAGGGGCGCAGGGGCUUUAUAUACGUUCUUUUUGAUAAUCGUAAAGAGAACUGCGUAAGGAGUUUGGAGCAAAAUGUUACAUUUAUACAUUCCUUUCAGCUCUUUUCUUUUACGUUGUAAAAUACCCUUAGUUAUAUUCUCACACAUUUAAUAUUCUGUACUGAUUAUUUAUAUGCUAACCAUCCAACCACAUGGAUUUUAGAGUACCCUUGAAUUGUUUUCAGGAUUGGCAUAUGAAGUUCCCAUAAUCUGCAUUAUUGUUACUGGUUAACAAGAAUUGCUGUUGGGUGAAAGCUACAGUAUUUUAACUCCAUUAAACAAGGUAAAUUCUCAUUUUGAGUCAUAAUCAUCAUCCUCGUGCACCAAGAUAGUAUUUUUAACAUUCUUUUCGUUAUUUCCAGCCAACACACUCCACUUGGAGGAUUAUUUUUUAAGUGUUACUUUAUUUUGAAUCAGGAGAUAGCUAAAAAGAGGACUUAGAUGAUAGCUUAAGUUGUUUUUAGUAAGGUCUGCGUUAGUGUAAUCGUUCCCAACUUUGUUGAGAGACAAAACUUCGCUGUUCCCUGCUGUGCCAAACUUGCUUCAAGUUUUGGAGUUUGCAGUCUGUGAAGUAAGGCUGGUUUCCGUGAGAUCCCCUUCUGAUGAUCUAAACACACACCAGUGUUUUGUCUGCCUCUUGGAAACGAAGAGACAAUUAGAAAGCCCUUUCCAAUACUAUUAGCAGUGGAACAUUUUCUUCAAAACUGCAAUGCACUUAAAUAUUACCUUUUGGCAUUGUAAUCUUGCAACUCAUCUUUAUCUUUGAAAUCAUUUAUUUAUGUACUUCAAGUAGGGUUAAUUAGGGAAGGUUAUGUCACUGAUCAGCUGAUCUCAAGUUUUAAAAUUAUCACAAGAGAUUUUAAUGCCUUCACAGAGUUUACAACGCUGCAUGGACACUUGCUUUAAAAUCGGGACAUACUUUUAAUUGGUAAAACUGCAUGCAAUAUACUUCAUGUAUAGUGGAGAGAAACUAAACUGUGAUAUUAAUUAUUACUGAAGAAAAAAAAAUAUCUCAAAAUGGUAUUGGAAGAGUUGUAAAUUCUCUACUGCAACCGAAAAAAUGCUAGGGGACAUUAAGACAGCAGGUCAGGAAUUUCUACUGUUUUUAUGAAGUCCUGCCAGCUAGAUUGUCCUGCACCCACAGUAUUCGCUCUUGGGUGCUGCUGCGCAAGGAGUGAUUUGGGCACAGCGCUGACCACAUUCUAGUGUUGGCUCCGGUGACAGUUCUUUCUGAACCCUUUGGCAAAUUAUUUAACCACUCUGCCUCUGGUUUCCCAUCUGUAAAAUGGGGAUGAUAGUACUUACCUCUCAGAGGUGUUGUAGGGCUUGCUUAGUUAGUGUCUGAAAAGCUCUAUAUAAAUGCUAAAUAUUACUCCUGCGUGAGUGGAGCAAAAUUGUCAAGGUGGGAAGAGAAGAUGCUGGCUCCUAUAAAUGCUUCAUCUGUUAAAAAAAAUAAUAGUGUAGUUAUUUUGAGAAGAAAAAAACCCAUAUUUUGCAGAAGAGGAAAGCCAUGACCACCUUUCUACCUCAGACCUAUCUUCAUGAGUAGUAUUGGAAAUAGCUUUAUAUUAUGUUCUCUGCAAAGUACUUCGCUUUUAUCAAGCUACAUCAUGCUCUAGGCAAAGAAUCCUUAAAAAUAUCCCCCUACAUAAGUAAAAGAGGUCUCAGUAGUGAAUUUGGUGGCUUUUUUUUUGUUCUGAUAUGAGGUUAUGUAUAAAGUUGUUUUUCUGCCUGUGUUUGUAUGCAUCCUUUGUCCUCUGCUGCCAAGUAAAUGCUACUUCAAACACUACAUUGUAACAUUCUUCCUCUGAGACAAUAAUAAAUAAAAGGAAUAUAUUGCAGUAA
Molecule: messenger RNA, 12979 nt
Organism: Phalacrocorax carbo (great cormorant)
Lineage: Eukaryota; Metazoa; Chordata; Aves; Suliformes; Phalacrocoracidae
Source: RefSeq, a predicted model, not a curated record